AUCUCUCUCGAUGACGUCACUUCCGUAGCGGGGCCAAGAUGGCGACGGUAAUGGGAGCGGGCGAACUCCACCAGCUGAGGCGGCGCUUCCAGGAGGAGGCCGAGUCCUUGCUGGGGGCCUCGGCGCUUGGAGGCCGCGGAGCAGAGGCCGAAGAAUCUACAGCUGUUGAGAAGAAAGAAAAACCCCUUCCAAGACUUAAUAUCCAUUCUGCCUUUUGGAUUUUGGCAUCCAUUGUUGUCACAUAUUAUGUUGAAUUUUUUAAAACCGUGAAAGAAAACAUACAAACAAGUGGGUGGCUUCUGGUUGGUAUCAGCCUUUUGAUCACAAGUUUAGCUAUUGCAUUUUACUGCAUAUUGUAUCUGGAAUGGUAUUGUGGAAUUGGAGACUAUGAUGUCAAAUAUCCAGUACUGAUACCUCUUACAACUGCUACUUUCAUUUUAGCAGGAAUUUGUUUCAACAUUGCCUUAUGGCCUGUAUGGACACUUUUCACUCCUUUGAUAUUAUUUACCCAGUUUAUGGGUGCUAUAAUGCUUGUCUCCCUCCUUGGCUGAUAUUCAAGGUCUGAAGCAAAUGUGUAAACACUAAUAUGGAUGAAGAAUAAAACAGAAUGUGGAUGAAGAAUGGAGCAAGCCAUAAAGUAUUUUUGCCUCUGAAAAGAGUUUCACUUGGAAAAGUGUUAUAAUAGACAGUUAUUUGAAAUCAAGAUGGAUUCUCUCUUUUUAGCACAGCCCUGAGCUUUGAGUUGUGGAAUUGUACAGAUUACUGUUAACAUCUAAAUGACUUGUUGAAAAUUGCAAUCUGAAUUUUAAUGAGUAGGGGAAAGUGAUAUAAUUUAAAGAUUCUAACAGGUCUGUGGGUAAAAGUGAAAUUUAUAUUCUUGCUCUAGAAUGCAUUCCCAGUAUUUUGUUUGAAUGAUUAAUUUAUUUCUGCCCCUCUUUGGGGGUAGAUAUGUAAUUUUGUGUGUUGACUCCAUGUAUCUUUAAAAGAAUUACAUUGUCCUGUGCCUUUAAAACUCAUUAGAGUAAUUGUGGUAUACUUUAUUUUUACAAUUUUUUUGUUAAAUGAGAGUUCUUAUUAAAAGUUGUGCUUUUUCUGUACCUCUUAAUAUUAAAUUAUUUCUUGUGUAAAUGAU
Messenger RNA from Phascolarctos cinereus (koala), 1132 nucleotides. RefSeq names its product transmembrane protein 128 (gene TMEM128). NCBI's taxonomy places the organism in Eukaryota, Metazoa, Chordata, Mammalia, Diprotodontia, Phascolarctidae. The record is from RefSeq and is a predicted model, not a curated record.